AAAAUAUAGAACAAUAUAAACACUUGUGACUAACGAAAUACAUUUAGUAUACCGGUAGAAACAACAUUCAGAACACGGCUAAAAUAGAUGAACUUAAAAUUCAAGUUAUCUACACGAAGUUCUUUUAAUAUUUUAUUAUUAACACCAGUUGUGAAAUUAACAUAAUAUAUUUGUAAUUUACGUUUAUAUUAUUCACAAUUAAUAGCAUAUAAUAACCAUAAACUUAUAGAUCUAUAAUGGCACAUCAAUGUGGUUGUGGAGCAUCGCACGAAGAAGGAGAAUUGGGAGUACAAUAUAAUUUAUAUAAAAAAAUUGAUAUAGAAAACAUAGAGGUUUUAAAUGAAUGCGAAGAAGGCAGUGGAGCUGCUGUGUUUAAACCAUGGGAAAACAGAUUGGAUAGAACCAAAUAUGUUGAAAGUGAUAUGGAUAAUGAACUUCUAUUUAAUAUUCCUUUUACAGGGAAUAUAAAAUUAAAAGGUCUUAUCAUUAUUGGGGGAGAAGAUGAUUUACAUCCAAAUAAAGUUAAAUUAUAUAAAAAUCGGCCAUAUAUGACAUUUGAUGAUGCUGCUACAGCACCUGAACAAGAGUUUGAACUAUGUGUAGAUACAUAUGGAGUUCAUGAAUAUGCUCCUAAAGUGGUGAAAUUUUCAUCUGUACAUCAUUUGAGUCUGCAUUUUACCGGCACCGAGGGAAGUGAGAAAAUAAAAAUUUAUUACAUUGGAUUAAAAGGAGAAUGGUCGCCUGGGCAUCAACAUGGCGUUACUAUUUGUACUUAUGAGUUACUUCCACAAAUGAGUGAUCAUAUGCGAGAUAAUCUUGAAGAUAUUGAUAGAGCAAUUAGCUGAUUUAAUAAUAAGCAGCUGAUACAACUACUAUUUAUCCUGUAUUAGGAAGUCAAACGAUUCUGGGAAGUAAUAAAUGUUUAUAUUUAAAUGAA
Messenger RNA from Osmia bicornis bicornis, 937 nucleotides. RefSeq names its product PITH domain-containing protein GA19395. Gene Ontology annotation, cellular component: nucleus. Lineage: Eukaryota; Metazoa; Arthropoda; Insecta; Hymenoptera; Megachilidae. The record is from RefSeq and is a predicted model, not a curated record. The transcript is spliced from 6 exons. The coding region runs from base 237 to 845 and encodes 202 amino acids.